ACUUGUAUUUACUCUUAUAGUUGCAUCCCUAGCUAGGUGGAAGAUUGGAAGAUCGGUCAAAUAUUGAAAGCCAGAAAUAUUUUAAUUUUGUGUGCAGUGCAAUUAAAAAAUUAACUUGAACUUAUUACAAGAACCCCAAUCUACAUUGUAACAAUAACACAAAUAAAAUGUCAACCAUGCUAAAAAGUUUGUGUAAAUUAUCUCGCUUGUGUAAUUUGGGGUUAUCAGCAGCUAAUAAAAAUGUGUAUAAAAAUACUUUUAGAUAUAAUACAAAUAUUACUAAUAUUAUAAAAUCUCGCAACGUUAAAAGCAAGAAAGAAUCAUUAGAAGUCCUAAAAUGGAUACUGUUGAUGAUCCCAGUGACUUCGUUUGGACUAGGCUGCUGGCAGGUGUAUCGUCUAAAGUGGAAGUUGGAACUAAUAGAUAUUAUGCAAGCAAAGUCAAAUUCAGUUCCAAAACCAUUACCCGACAACUAUGAACAACUACAGAUAAUGGAGUAUACACCUGUUAAAGUAAAGGGAGUGUUUCUGCAUGACAAGGAAAUUAUAAUUGGUCCAAGGGCCCUAAUAGAAAAUAACUCUGUUUCUGCUAGAGUUGGGUCUCUGGUUUCUGAUCCAAAGAAGAAUCAAGGUUGGCUAAUUAUAACUCCAUUUAGAUUAUCUGAUUCAGGGAAAGUUAUAUUAAUCAACAGAGGAUGGGUGCCAACUAAAUUGAAACCAAAAGGCAAACGAGAAGCAUCUAUGAUCAAAGGAGAAGUAGAAUUGGUUGGAGUUGUUAGACUGUCUGAAAAGAGAGCACCAUUUAUGCCCAAAAAUAAUCCAGAAAAGGGUGCAUGGUACUGUAGGGACUUGGAGCAGAUGAGUCAAUAUCUAAAUUGUGCACCUGUAUGGCUGGAUGUACGUGGCAUAGAUGAUCCUCCAGAAGGGUGGCCUAUACCAAACCAAACUCGAGUAACAUUAAGAAAUGAGCAUUUGUCCUACCUUGUGACUUGGUAUUUACUGUCAGCUUUCACUGCGGCUAUGUGGCACCGUUAUUUCAUUAGAAAAUUAGCUUUGAUAUAAAAAUUUGUUAUUUGUCGUCAGUC
Messenger RNA from Chilo suppressalis (striped riceborer), 1084 nucleotides. NCBI's taxonomy places the organism in Eukaryota, Metazoa, Arthropoda, Insecta, Lepidoptera, Crambidae. The record is from the annotation of a GenBank genome assembly.